Messenger RNA from Phytophthora infestans T30-4, 447 nucleotides. RefSeq names its product secreted RxLR effector peptide protein, putative. The record is from RefSeq and is a predicted model, not a curated record. Bases 1 to 447 code for a protein of 148 amino acids. Lineage: Eukaryota; Oomycota; Peronosporomycetes; Peronosporales; Peronosporaceae. The transcript has a single exon.
AUGCGGGCCAGCUUCGUCGUGUGUCUCGUAUCAACAAUAAUCUACGCAGUGUGCGGUGCAUACUCGGGAGAAACGAGUGCAAGUUCGGUCAAAAUCUCGGAAGCACGCAUAGCAUCUCGCGACGGUGGGCGAUUCGAUAGUGACAACCAGAAAAGGCAAUUGCGCUCUCGAGAUGCUGAUGGGGCACAGAGGCAACUCAAAACGUGGAGGUCAGCUGGCGAAAGAGUUAUUGAAUGGGUAAGAAAAGGAAAACAGCUAGAAGACGUGAAGGAUACGAUGUUGGUGACAAGUGCAAUGGACAAGCUCGACCCGAAGCUACGUUUGUACAAGAAAUUCGGGAAUGCGCUGCUGAAGGACGGCGAACCAAAACACCUGUACAAGAAGUGGGAGCAGUCAAAGUGGGAUAAGCUUUUAGGCUGUCUGCAGCCGCCUUGUGUCGCUCCGUAA